AUGACUUCAAAUGUCUUCAACAUGUUUAACCAGCAACAGAUUCAGGAAUUCAAUGAAGCCUUCAAGUUCAUCGAUCAGGACAAUGAUGGAAUAAUCAGCUUCGAAGAUGUGCGGGAAAUCUUCCUCUCCCUUGGAAAAGAACUGAGCGAAGAUGAAGUUCAGAAAAUGGUCGAAGAAGCCCCCGGUCCCAUCAAUUUCACAAUGUUCUUGACCCUUCUUGGCCAAAAGAUGCGAGAGACCGAUCCACUCGACACGCUUGAACAGGCGUUUUCUUGUCUUGAUGAGAACGGAACUGGGAGACUUCAUCGAUCUGACUUUGAAUUUAUGAUGAUGAAUAUUGGAGAUCGCUACAAUCAGCAACAGUUUGAUGAUCUUCUCAGAGAUGUUGAAGUUGCUGAAGAUGGGACUUUUGAUUACAAGGAAUUGGCCCGAGUCAUGAAAUAUGGAAAUGCCGAAUUAUGA
Oikopleura dioica is the source of this 462-nucleotide messenger RNA. The record is from the annotation of a GenBank genome assembly. NCBI's taxonomy places the organism in Eukaryota, Metazoa, Chordata, Appendicularia, Copelata, Oikopleuridae.